AGGCAGCUCCUCAGUGUUGUCGUAGCUGAAGGGAAGGUGGAGGCGGCUGUAGACGGCGUGCAGACGCGAUAUACACCAGUUAUUCAGUACACUUUGUUAUUAUUAUUUUUUGUUUGUUUGAUUUAGGUGUUUCUCGUUUGCAGAAAAAAAAUGGGAAGCACGGUGAUGGAGUCCAGCAAAGGAAGCUCAAAGAAAAUACCAAAGAAGAGGAGAAGUCUGCGGAUUAACAUGCCAGAUUUUGGGGCGUUUACUGCCCCUCAAGUGGAGACAAGUGGCUCGACCAAAAGCGGAGCCCACACGGGAGAGCGGCUCAUUCGUUCAGCCAGCCCCACCAAAGGAGGUUCUGCGAAGAUCCCGGUCAGUGCUACAUUGCCCCCGUGUCCCCAGUCCGCUCCGGUACAAUCAAAGCCAAAUUCAGGUUCCCCCAAAAGCAUCUUCCCCUAUCCUUCCCAUCAGAACUCACCCAAGUCCCCUCGUCGACUGAGCUUCAGCGGCAUCUUCCGGUCGUCAUCCGGUUCUCCCUCCUCAAGCAUCAAAAUCUUUUCCAGAACCAGAAGAGCCUCUGGACUCGCUACACCACCCGCCACCCCAACCCAGGCAUCUAGCCAACCAGUGUUCACCCAGGAGGCCCAGCAGAGUGGCCCCAGCCCUGAACGCCUGGAGCAAAGCUCUCACUCUCACUCUCGCUCCCGCUCUCUUUCCACACCUCCGGACACGGGACAGCGCCUCAGCCUUCCUUCUGCUAAACCCCCAAUCUCUUCUUCGAACCCCGCACCACCUUAUUCUACCUCACAACAAGUCUACGGUUUAUUCGAAGGCAUGCUGGAGAAACUUGAACUAGACGACGAUGCUGCUGAACCUGAGAGUGAUAUUUACAUGCGCUUUAUGAAAUCCCACAAGUGCUAUGAUAUCGUCCCCACAAGCUCCAAGUUGGUUGUGUUUGACACAGCACUCCAAGUUAAGAAAGCAUUCUUCGCCUUGGUAGCCAAUGGUGUGCGGGCUGCUCCAUUAUGGGACACAGAGAAGCAAAGCUUUGUGGGAAUGCUGACGAUCACAGAUUUCAUCAUCAUACUACACAGAUACUAUAAGUCACCGAUGGUGCAAAUUUAUGAAUUAGAGGAACAUAAGCUUGAGACGUGGAGAGAGGUUUACCUUCAAGCAACAUUCAAACCUCUGGUGAACAUAUCACCAGAUGCAAGCCUGUUUGACGCGGUCUACACGCUCAUCAAAAACAAAAUUCACCGCCUGCCUGUCAUCGACCCCGUUACAGGGAAUGCACUUUAUAUUCUCACACACAAGAGGAUCCUCAAGUUCCUCCAGCUCUUUAUGUGUGAGAUACCAAAGCCAGCUUUUAUGAAGCAGACUCUUGGUGAGCUGGGCAUUGGAACAUACCAUGACAUUGCUUUCAUCCACCCAGACACACCCAUCAUCAAAGCUCUCAACAUCUUUGUGGAGCGGCGAGUGUCUGCUUUGCCUGUGGUGGAUGACUCGGGCAAAGUUGUGGAUAUUUACUCCAAGUUUGAUGUCAUUAACUUGGCUGCCGAGAAGACGUACAACAAUCUGGACAUUUCAGUGACCCAGGCUCUGAAACAUCGCUCUCAGUACUUCGAAGGAGUUAUGAAGUGCCAUAAAAUGGAAACCGUGGAGACCAUUGUGGACAGGAUAGUCAAAGCUGAAGUGCAUCGGUUGGUGGUCGUGGACGAGCGCUCCAGUAUUGAGGGCAUCGUUUCCCUGUCGGACAUCCUUCAGGCCCUGGUGCUCAGUCCUGCAGAUACCUGUAAGGAGGAGAACGUGACUGAAUGAAAAGUGGAUGCAUCAGCUUUAAGUGGAGAUGUGGUGGGAGUAAUUAAAUUGAAACAUUAAGGUAGGGAGUGGCUGAGUGGAGCCAGGCUGAAGGUCCCAGAGACCCCUGAAACCAGUGCACUAUAAAGGCUUGGAAUCCAAAGAGCUAGACUGCUGAGUGAAGUGGACUUCUGCACAGAAGAUAGUUUUUCUGCAUUUCUUCUUCAUUUGUUUUUAACACAGAUCAGAUGCGCACACGUUAAGAGUGUAGGCAACAAUCGGCCGCAACAUUAAAACCACCGAUGGAGGAGGAAGUAAAUAUUGAGUGCGGUGUAAUGCAGUGUUCUGCUGGGUUCCUGGUAUUCAUGAGAUCCAGAACAUUCCUUGCUUGAUGAUUCUAUUAAAGUAAGAUUGAUUGUACUCUAAAUUAGAAAAGGCAAGAAUGCAUCAUAGAUAAGUGUUUUUAAUUUUCUUAAAAUUAGAAGUGGGAUUGGUGAGAUUAAAUGUAAUUUUUUGCAUGUUAUUUCUGCUUAGGCCAUUCUCUAGUGAGCGGAGCAAUUCACAAAAAUGCAUGAGGAACCUGCAGUUAUUAUCCUGUGCAUGCUUGUUGUUUAAUGAGACCAUGCUGUGCAGACUUGGGUUAUGUUGAAAUUGAUUUGUAGUUUCGGCAAAAAAAAAAAAAAAAAAAGUGCCACAUGUGCUCAAUGAUGCACUUUUGGUGCUUUUUUUCCCCCCAGAUGUCUCAUAUUAAUUGAAACAUCCUGUAGUCAUGUAUCAACCAACCAAACAUUUUUGUAAACCAAACCAUCUCUGACCCCAAGUUAAAAAUGCUAAACAGCUUCUAAAUUUCCGAGAUCCCAAUCCGAUCAAUCACCCCUGGGGAGCACAGGUAUGACCCCGAUGCCCCCAUUGUAUCAUGCCAGACAGGACACCCAACGGUCCUGUCUCUAUUCCCCAGCGGGCUGCCGCUGUCUUGGUGGUGUGAUGGAGACCUACCAACAAUAUCGGGUCGGUGGUUUUUAUGUUGUGGCCGACCCCUGUUAACACACUGAGACGCACACUGUCACAAAGACAAAAAUCCAUUACGGUCUCUUUCUGGGGAAAGUUUGGAAAAGUCAACACGGGUUCUAAAGCAUUUGGACUUCAGUGUUUCAGGUUGUGUGGCUACAAUCAUGCUGCUGUCAUCACGAGAUGUAAGUCAUGUUUUGCACCUUGUGGAAAACUUAGUGUAGGAGGGUGACCGUUAACCGAUGCAGAUUAUUUGGUGUGGUAGCAAAAAAUACACAUCACCUACAAAUGUGGCCACUUUAAUGCCAUUUAAAGAAAGUGUUCGCCAGUGCCAAUGCAGACUUGCUCCACGCCCAAUGUUUAUUUGUGCCUUUUAUUUCCUCCUCCCUGCAUAAGUUUGUGUUGUCAAAUGAGUGCAAUGAUGAGUAUGAAUGUGUAAUGUUGAAGCAGAGGGCAAAUUGUACCUUCUGCUUCAGAGAUGUGCAUUAAUUUGGUUGGUUUGGGGGCGGCAUAAAUUUAAAACUGUGUCAAAAGUGUCAAGAAUUUCUGUUUAAUCUCUUAUUCAUAAAAGAAACUCCUAAAUCACAUCAGCACUGUUAAUGCACUGCUGAGAGGAAGAUGCAACUGCACAUUCACUAGUUGCUAGUGAUCAAUAUGACUUAAGGGUGGAUUUUAUAAUGGUAACACAUGAUUGGAAAAAUGCCUUUUUUUUUUUUAAAAAGAUGUUUGAAAGGCCUUUUUUGGGGGGGUUUAUUUUUAUUAAAAAAACAAACAUUUUCAGUAGUUUUGAUGCUUCAGAUCAUCUGAUACAAACACUCACGUCGGUCUGGUUAUCUCAGCUGUAGCCCUGCAGGACUCAUCUCCAUCUUUGACUGUAAAUAGGAUUGUUUUUGGGAAAUGUGUCACAGAAAGCUUUAUUUUUAUGAACGCUGACGUGUUUAAAGAGAGACUGCAGUUUAAUGUUAUUUUUGUAAAUAUAUUGUGGCAAUAUGUCUAGUUCAGAGAACCUUUGUAACGGAUCAACAUGUACUGUAAAUGUGCAAGCAUGAGAAACUACACUUCAGCAGUAUGAAUGUUCUUUCUUUUACUUUUUCUAUUUUUCUGGCUGCAGAAAAAUAAAGAGACACUGAAUGUA
Archocentrus centrarchus (flier cichlid) is the source of this 3925-nucleotide messenger RNA. RefSeq names its product 5'-AMP-activated protein kinase subunit gamma-2-like. Bases 151 to 1803 code for a protein of 550 amino acids. Gene Ontology annotation, biological process: protein phosphorylation; regulation of catalytic activity. Gene Ontology annotation, molecular function: protein kinase binding; protein kinase regulator activity; AMP binding. The transcript is spliced from 16 exons. Lineage: Eukaryota; Metazoa; Chordata; Actinopteri; Cichliformes; Cichlidae. The record is from RefSeq and is a predicted model, not a curated record. Gene Ontology annotation, cellular component: nucleus; nucleotide-activated protein kinase complex; cytoplasm.